ACAGUGUGUAGUCAAAGACAGUUAAUUUCACCUACAUGUACAUGAGGAGAUCUGGUCUGCCUACAACAGCCUGACAAGGAUGAGGCUUUCGACCAAUAUUCUGUUCACAGUGGGGAUCAUCAUACUGCUGGCAUCACCAGAGAUCUUCAGUCAGAGGGCCAGACCUCGAAACAGGGGUCAGAAUGGGAACCGGGGUCAGAGCGGGAACAGGGGACGCAACCCAGCCCGCCGCCAAAACCAUCGCCGAUGUCAGAAGAUUCAAGUGCCAAUGUGCAGAGGGAUGAUAGGGUAUGGAUUCACCAACCUGCCUAACAAAUACGGCCACAGGACUCAGCUGCAGGUCUACCGCGCCCUCGAGUACCUCUGGUCUUUCAUGGAUAUCGGCUGUUCCUCCAACUUCCGUCUGUUCGUCUGCAGCCUCUACCUUCCCAAAUGCACCAGACGCACACUGCAACAAUUGCCCUGUAAAGAAACCUGCACCAGGGCGAAGAACGGAUGCGAAGAUAGGAUGGAGGAGCUCCAAUCCAGCUGGCCUAGCCACUUCAACUGUUCGUCCUUGCUUCCACGCCGAUCCAAAAAAUGCAUCGGGCCAAAACCGAACGGACGGUCAUGCCAACAGCACGUGAUCUGUCGCCGUAACCAGAUCCCGAUUUGUCAAGGGUUGACCUUCAGUCGCGGGUCACUGCCCAACAUGUUCCUGCAGUGUUCCACAAGGGAGAUAACUACGGAGCUUCGGCAGUUUGAAGGUCUCAUCCAGUCGAACUGUUCAUCACACCUGAGGUUCUUUCUCUGUGGGAUAUAUAUGCCAUAUUGCAUCAGGGCGGAAAAUCCAUUCGCUAUGCCGUGCCGAGAGUUGUGUGAAGGGAUUCGGCGAGACUGCGAGGCUACGUAUUCCAGGCUUCAUGGCCGGUUGCCAUGGCCAUCAAAAUUUCAGUGUCACCGAUACCCAGAUUCGACCAAUCACCAGUAUAUGUGCGUAAUGCCAAGCGAUCACCAAUUGGAGUUUGAAUCGAGGAUACAACAACAUAUUAGUCAAAUAAACCAAAAUGAAGGUGAAGAAUCAGUAGAUGAAUCAAACGAUGAGGACAACUGAAUCAAAAGUAUUCCACUGGAACUUAAACUUAAUAUACAUGUAUAUUAUGUUAUUACAGUUUUACAACCGCAUAUGAUAGUCUUAUUUGAAUCCACAGUAUAUAGCAUGGAAAAUCACUACAUUUAUUACAAGAUGAUUGUGAAGAAUCAGAAGAAUUAAUGAAAAUAAUAGAACCCACAAAAUAUUUUACAUUUAUUCAGAAAAUUAUAAAAAAAUCAAGAAUCAACCAACGAAAACAGCUGAAUCCAUGUUAAUCCAUACCUGUGAUGUUACACUAUUGUUCCAACUGUGGUUUACUUUUCAAGAAUCUAUACAGCUGUGAAUUCACAAUGCCAACCAUGCAACAACAGAAUUUAAUAGCCAAACCAUUCAGGUUAGGUCUGAAAACAUGUAGUUUUGGGUUACAUGUAUUAUUUUUGUAAAUAUUAUAACAGCUAUUUGAACCACUGUUUCAUUAAAAAACACAAAACAGUA
Molecule: messenger RNA, 1567 nt
Organism: Gigantopelta aegis
Lineage: Eukaryota; Metazoa; Mollusca; Gastropoda; Neomphalida; Peltospiridae
Product: atrial natriuretic peptide-converting enzyme-like
Exons: 2
Coding region: 80-1093 (337 amino acids)
Biological process (GO): non-canonical Wnt signaling pathway; canonical Wnt signaling pathway
Cellular component (GO): plasma membrane
Molecular function (GO): Wnt receptor activity; Wnt-protein binding
Source: RefSeq, a predicted model, not a curated record